Trypanosoma cruzi is the source of this 1869-nucleotide messenger RNA. RefSeq names its product protein kinase, putative. The record is from RefSeq and is a predicted model, not a curated record. Gene Ontology annotation, molecular function: protein kinase activity; protein binding; ATP binding. The transcript has a single exon. Bases 1 to 1869 code for a protein of 622 amino acids. Gene Ontology annotation, biological process: protein phosphorylation. NCBI's taxonomy places the organism in Eukaryota, Euglenozoa, Kinetoplastea, Trypanosomatida, Trypanosomatidae.
AUGAAAUGUAUACAUAUAUAUAUAUAUAUACGAAUGCCGCCCAAAUUGCUGUUGCUGUUGUCGUUGUCGGUGGUGGUGGUAUUUUGUUUGGAUUGUGGUUUUUUUUCCCUGUACUGUCACUUACAAACCAGAAGGGAGAAGAAGGGUACAUUUACUUGUUUGUUCACCCCCCGUUACCCUCCACAUAUGACGACGUACCGCAAGCAAAUUGUGGGGAAGUAUGAAUUAGGGAAGGUCCUUGCAUCCGGUUACUUUGACUGUCGAACGCGUCUCUGCACGCACAUUGUGACAGGGGCGCAGUACGUGGUGCGCAUCUACAACAAGAGUGUGUUGGCCGAGGCGCAGUGGAUGUGGGACCGCACCCGGGAUGCCAUCAAUGUCAUGCGCACGCUGCCCAAACACGAGAAUCUCAUUGAGACGGUUGAAUGUUUUGAGACUCAGACCUCUCUGUAUAUUCUCAUGCAGCUGUUCGCCCCGCUGCAGGUGACGAAGCUAUACACUAGUGAAACGGCCUCCGGGCAUCGUGUUAUGAUUCCCAUUCAGCAAACCAAACAUUACUACGCCCAGGUGGUCCGCGGGCUACUUCACAUGCAUGAACACAAUGUCGUGCAUCUUGGACUUGCCCCGGAUCAUGUGAUGGUGAACGAUCGGGAUCAGGUGAAGAUUGGGUACCUUGUCUCCUGCGCAUACUUCCCAAAAGGGGAAAUGUGUCAUGAUAUUCGCGGAACGACACACACAGUUGCACCGGAAGUGCUGCGGAAUGAAGGAUAUGACCCCUACCUUGCCGAUGCGUGGUCCAUGGGAGUGUUGUUGUAUUUCAUGCUGCACCACGGCCGAUACCCGCACGAUGGUGCCAACACAACGAAGAAUAUUAUGUACAACCGCAUCCGUCCUCCCGAUCCCACCCUCUCCCCAGACGCGAGGGACCUCCUGGCACGGCUCUUGCAUCCCACACCCUCGCGGCGCAUGCGUGUUGAGAACAUAAUGUCACACCCCUUUUUUGCCGCAAAUCAGAGCGACACGGACAAUGCAGAGGGGCGUGGUGCUGGACGCUUCGUGGUGUCAUCACCGGAGACGUAUUGCACGCUUGACCUUGCCACGGGCGAGGACACUGUAAACAUACAAAUUCCAUAUGGUCUGAGUCGACAGGAGGAGGCCGCAUAUAUUAUUCAACACACAUACCGUGCAUACCGUUCCCGCAAAUGGCAACAACUUUCUCAGAGGAAAUCAUCCGUGGCAAAAGACCCGGCAGCGCCGCGACACAACAAAAUCGGUCGUCGGCCGUCUUUUAUGUCAGGGGUCGCAAAUCCGUUAUUGUCAGAGCCCCCAGAAGUGGAGGAUGUGAAGGGGUUUGUGAGCCACCGCACAGAUAGGCGACAAAGUCGAGGAGGUGCGAUUGCUGCCCCUCCCGAUAUGCCACGUUUUGAUGACGCAAGUGUGGGAAGUGGAUCGGCAAGCGAAAUCAUACGGGAUGUGAAUGACUCUGUGGCUUUUGUUUUGGAAAACACGGUGGCGGUCCCGUCGUCCGCCGCCACACCGGCAUUGGAGAACGCGGUGAAAUCUAAAUAUUCGCCCUCUUAUUCACGCACCCACAACAGCACUUUGAGCAGCAUCACAUCCCCCAGAAGAGGGGACGCUGGACGCACGAAGACGGCAUCGUUUGCCCCCCGUUUAGAACACGACGCACGUACCGAUGAAAAAAACGUGGAGAACGUCGUGUCCCUCAUGUCAAACAUCAAAAUUGAUGCGACACGCCCGUGUCCACUGUGCCAUCGACUUCCGAUGCAGCGGCUGGCGGGACGCGAGCCGUACGCGAACACACCGUUUGUCUACCAAAAAGGGGAGUGUAUCCCGAGGGUUUUGGAUUGA